UUCAUCACCCACUUUUCCUUUCUAUUUCUAUGAACUAAUAUUCAAAGUCCUCAACCCAACUGCCUACUUAAUACACCACCCCACCUUCCUAAACACACAAACAAACCAUGGCCAAUCAAACAGUAUCUAAUUCCAAACUAGAGCCAUGGAAUGACCUAACCGGGAAGAUAGUCAUGGUAACCGGGGCCUCAUCCGGUCUGGGCCGAAACUUCUGUCUAGACUUAGCCAAAGCCGGUUGUAGGAUCGUUGCGGCCGCUCGCCGGGUUGACCGGCUCGUGUCCCUAUGCGAUGAGAUCAAUCGGCUCGGACAACGAGGUGAGAAUAUUCGAGCGGUUGCUGUGGAACUUGAUGUCAGUGCCAAGGGUCCCAUCAUUGAAGCCUCGGUGAAAAAGGCGUGGGCUGCAUUUGGGCGUAUCGACGCCUUGAUUAAUAAUGCCGGAGUUAGAGGAAAUUUGCAUACUCCAUGGGACUUGGAUGAAGAAGAAUGGGAUAGUACCAUGAGAACGAAUUUGACCGGAACAUGGUUGGUGUCGAAAUACACGUGUAUACUUAUGCGUGAUGCGAAAGUGGGAGGGUCGAUCAUUAAUAUUUCAUCGAUAGCGGGUCUUGACCGUGGGCAGCUGCCUGGUGCCCUUGCAUAUGCUACUUCAAAGACAGGUGUUAAUACAUUGACCAAGGUGAUGGCUAUGGAAUUGGGUAUGUACAAUAUCAGGGUGAACUCGAUUAAUCCGGGGUUGUUUAGGUCUGAAAUAACCCAAGGUUUGAUGGAAAAAGAGUGGCUCGACAAUGUGGCUAAAAAGACUGUUCCUUUAAGAACAUUUGGCACGGCGGAUCCAGCCUCAACCAGACUAGUCAGGUAUCUGAUUCAUGACUCGUCUACGUACGUAAGUGGCAAUGUGUUCAUCACCGAUGCGGGUGCAACCCUGCCAGGCGUCCCGAUUUUCUCUUCGCUUUAGAUCCCAGUUGCAAUUGAAGCAACUUAUGACAGAUUUGUGGAGUAUUGAGUUAUAGUAAAUAAAAAUGAGAAAUUGUCAUUUUUAAUUCUUUAUAUUUAUUAAUUGGUGAUCAUGAAGACUCGUUCGGAUCCCAACAAUACAAUGAAUGUAACUUUACAUGAAGCAUCCUUUGUUUUGGAUUUUGUUCGCUGGCAUAAUAAGGGAUCAAAUAUUUGAAUAUACCA
This is a messenger RNA of Helianthus annuus (common sunflower), 1180 nucleotides long. Its product is annotated as 3-oxoacyl-[acyl-carrier-protein] reductase FabG. Gene Ontology annotation, molecular function: oxidoreductase activity. The transcript has 3 exons. NCBI's taxonomy places the organism in Eukaryota, Viridiplantae, Streptophyta, Magnoliopsida, Asterales, Asteraceae. The record is from RefSeq and is a predicted model, not a curated record. The coding region runs from base 108 to 956 and encodes 282 amino acids.